GAACCCAGUAUCCCCGGAGAGGCCGGACACCUGCUCUCUACACGGACACCCCUCUCCCGGUUCAUGUCCAAGUUCUCCGGAACUGGCGGCUGCAGAACGAAGUGCAAAACAAAACCAAGCGCUGACGUCCGCGGAGGAAGAACGCAGCAUUGACGUGUCCUCCGACUUACCCAAAGUAUACCCAGAGAACGAGUGGCAGCCGAGCAUGGCUACUGAACUCUACGACAAAAAAGAAACCUUAACUCUCCGAAAGAAGUACAUCGCAUCUUCUUGCAGGCUCUUUUUUCCAGAUGACCCUAUCAAGAUUGUCAGAGCUCAGGGGCAAUAUAUGUUUGACGAAAAGGGCAGAAAAUAUUUGGACUGUAUUAACAAUGUUGCUCAUGUUGGACAUUGUCACCCCGACGUCGUGAAAGCUGGAUAUAUGCAAAUGGAAAAAUUGAACACAAAUUCACGUUUUCUACAUGACAAUAUAGUCCACUAUGCAAAGAAACUGUCAGAGACACUACCACAGGAACUAUCAGUUUUCUAUUUUGUGAAUUCUGGUUCGGAGGCAAAUGAUCUUGCUCUCAGGCUGGCUCAACAAUAUACCCAACAUGAAGAUAUUGUUGUGUUAGACAAUGCUUACCAUGGACACCUCAAUUCAUUGAUAGAUAUCAGUCCUUAUAAAUUCCGAAGUCUAAGACCACAGAAGGAUUGGGUUCAUGUGGCACCUAUUCCUGAUACAUACCGAGGCAUGUUCAGGGAGGAUCACCCUGAUCCAGCCUUGGCUUAUGCAAAUGAAGUGAAAACUGUCAUUGAUGAAGUAAAGAAGAAAAAUCGUAAGAUUGCUGCAUUUUUUGCUGAAUCUUUACCAAGUGUGGCUGGUCAAAUAAUUCCACCUACAGGAUAUUUCCAGAAGGUUGCAGAACAUAUUCACAAAGCUGGAGGAUUGUUUGUUGCUGAUGAAAUCCAAGUUGGAUUUGGAAGAGUUGGAAAACAUUUUUGGGCAUUCCAACUACAAGGAGAUGAUUUUUUACCAGACAUUGUAACUAUGGGCAAACCUAUUGGAAAUGGACACCCAUUAGGUUGUGUGGUGACAACUAAAGAAAUCGCAAGUGCAUUUGCUGCAACCGGAGUGGAGCAUUUUAAUACAUUUGGAGGAAGUCCAGUAUCCUGUGCAAUUGGACUUGCAGUUUUGGAAGUCAUUGAGAAGGAAGACCUGUGUGGGAGUGCUACACAAGUUGGUACCUACUUAAUGAACCUACUAAAUGAACUGAAGGUCAAACACCCAAUCAUUGGAGAUGUCAGGGGUGUUGGUUUAUUUAUCGGAGCAGAGUUGGUGAAAGAUCGACAGAAGAGGACGCCUGCUACAGAGGAAGCCCAAUAUUUAAUUGCAAGGUUGAAAAAGGAAUUUAUCUUACUUAGCAAUGACGGACCAGAUAGAAACGUCCUGAAAUUCAAACCCCCAAUGUGCUUCACCAUGGAAGAUGCUCAAUAUCUAGUUGGAAAAAUUGACAUAAUACUUACUGAUUUGAAAGUGGCCAAUACGUGCAAAUCUGAAGUGAAUCAAAAGACUGAAUUUAUGGAUGCAGCAAUGAAGCCUACAUAAAUGCCAUAGCAUGAAGACAGGAUAUGGCCAUACUACUUUAGGAUCAUUUUUUCCUCGUCAGCAAACCCUAAUCAGUGUCAUUUCAAAUUUCUUUUCUAACUGAAACUUGGUUCAGCUGGUAAACCUGGAAAUUAAUUUUUACAUUCCCAAUUCCUGUAAUUCUUUUCCAGACAAGAUUGCACACUUUUUUGCCCCUACAAUAUUUUGAGACACCUUGUGCAGUCUAUCUUUCAUGUUUUCAGAACCAUCACAUCACCCUAUAAUCUGCAAUAUUCUAACAAAAAGACCCCAUACAAAAAUAAAAAUUGCUAUUACUCUCCAUUCCAAGCAACAACUCAAUCAAUCCAGUAAUCAUUUCAGUAUCACUGGGCUCACCUAUCUGUAUCAGUGUCCUAGAUUCCAAUCCAGGUACUGAAGUUUGAAUGUUAAUCUAGCCUAUGCAAGGUUGAAUACUGCACUAACAAACAUUACUGCUGCUGGACUGUUGGGACAUUAAAAGAUCUGUGACUUAAAAUGGAGAAAAGCCUCCUUUCCACCACUUCUCAUAUGGACCCCUUUCAUAUUUAAAAAUAGUAAAAUAUACAAAUAGGUGAAGAACACAAACCUUUUUAAAAAGUUCAUGAUUUUAUGUAGAAUACAGUUGCGCACAUAUCAAAAACCCAUUUCACUAAAAUGAUCUUUAUCAGAAACUGUUUCUGUAGUAAAGAACAAAAGUAAAAUUUAUUAAAUAGCAAAGCAGUUGCAUUGAAGUUAUUGAAUUAGCUUCUGCACUAGCUUUCAACUGCAGAUCCAUAGGAUUGUUUGUAAGUCAGUAAUAACACAAACAGUACCAUAUCAAAAAACGAAAGCUAAUCCUAUAAAAUGUGCUAGUGAUCCUAAUUUUCCAAAAACAGCUUGUACAAGCAGAUACCAGUUAAUGGUCCAGCAAUACACUCCAUCAAGUAGACAUGUAAAAUACUAACUCAAAACAGAAUGCCUUCGAUCUUCUUUAAUUUACAUCAAAUCAGAAGUAAACUGAAAUGAAUACAAAACAAAAUUCAUGCAACACAAAUACACAAAGGAACUUUUAU
Messenger RNA from Hemiscyllium ocellatum (epaulette shark), 2658 nucleotides. RefSeq names its product 5-phosphohydroxy-L-lysine phospho-lyase (gene phykpl). Gene Ontology annotation, cellular component: mitochondrion. Lineage: Eukaryota; Metazoa; Chordata; Chondrichthyes; Orectolobiformes; Hemiscylliidae. Gene Ontology annotation, molecular function: pyridoxal phosphate binding; transaminase activity. The coding region runs from base 206 to 1588 and encodes 460 amino acids. The record is from RefSeq and is a predicted model, not a curated record. The transcript is spliced from 12 exons.